AUGGCCAGCGUUUCGGCCGAGCCUGUGUCGCCAGUCCGCCUGGUAAAACCUGAGCUGACUUUGUCCGCCGCUCCGAUCAACAAUGAGCCUGUCGAGCUCGAUAGCACGCCAACUUCCUCACUAGAGCACAGACGGAACUCAAGGGCGGAUACGCUUGAAGACAUGACUUCUGAAGACCGAGAGGCAAGGCCGGUAGUCCUCGUCGACAGCAUACUUGUACUGACUUCCUCACAGAAACGCGCACAACUCAUACAUGAGCGACAAAGUGACCCUGCGGUCCUAGUAGAUAUCCCACAAACUCCAGGGCCGCAGGAGCUCGAGAAGUCUGGCGCGACAAUUCCGGAUGCAACAACGUAG
Baudoinia panamericana UAMH 10762 is the source of this 357-nucleotide messenger RNA. RefSeq lists its product as uncharacterized. The coding region runs from base 1 to 357 and encodes 118 amino acids. Lineage: Eukaryota; Fungi; Ascomycota; Dothideomycetes; Mycosphaerellales; Teratosphaeriaceae. The transcript has a single exon. The record is from RefSeq and is a predicted model, not a curated record.